AUGACAAAAACCGCAAACAAGCCGGCCCCCAACGUGCCGUUUUACACCCCGGCCCAGGAGCCCCCCGCCGGCACCCCCGUCGACGCCUCCCCCCGGGCCCCGACGCUGUUCCAGCCCCUCCGCAUCCGCGACCUCACCAUCAACAACCGCGUCUGGGUCUCGCCCAUGUGCCAGUACUCCGCCCGCGACGGCCACGUGACGGACUACCACCUCGUGCACCUGGGCCAGUUCGCGCUGCACGGCGCGGGGCUGACCAUCGUCGAGGCCACCGCCGUCGAGCCGCGCGGCCGCAUCUCGCCCGAGGACGUCGGCCUGUGGGCGGAUUCGCAGACGGCGCCGCUGAAGCGUGUUGUUGAUUUCGUGCACUCGCAGGGCCAGCUUGCGGGGAUCCAGCUCGCGCACGCGGGCCGCAAGGCGAGCACGCUCGCGCCGUGGAUUACGGAGAAAGUCGGCAAGGCGCUGGCGAAGGAGGAGGAGGGCGGGUGGCCUGAGGAUGUGGUCGGGCCGAGCAGUAUCCCCUUUGACGAGGGGUGGGCGCUGCCGAAGGAGCUGAGCGUCGAGGAGAUUGCUGUGUUGGUGAAGAAGUUCGCCGAGAGCGCGAAGAGGGCUGUCGAGGCCGGGUUCGAUGUCAUUGAGAUUCACGGCGCGCAUGGGUACUUGAUCUCAGAGUUCUUGUCGCCUCUGAGCAACCAACGCACCGACCAAUACGGCGGCAGCUUCGAGAACCGCACCCGCUUCCUCUUCGAGACCAUCCAGGCCGUCCGCGAUGUCAUCCCGUCCGGCAUGCCACUCUUCCUGCGCAUCUCGGCCACCGAGUGGAUGGAGUACGCCGGCGCGCCGUCCUGGACCGUCGACGACUCGCUGCGCCUCGCGAAGCUCCUGCCCGACGCCGGCGUCGACCUGCUCGACGUGUCCUCGGGCGGCAACAACCACGCGCAGAAGAUUGAGAUCUCGCCGUACUACCAGGUCAGCAUCGCGGGCAAGAUCCGGGCGGCGCUCGAAGAAGAGGGCAAGGCGCUGCUCAUCGGCGCCGUGGGCAUGAUCUCGAGCGGCGAGAUGGCGCGCAGCAUCGUGCAGGCGCGCGGGGAGCAGACGAACGGCGAGGCGAGCGGGCACAACGGCGUGGACCAGGGCAACUGCGCGACGCUGGAGGUGGACGAGGAGCAUGGGCAGGUCACGCAGGCGGACGCGGUGCUGGUGGCGAGGCAGUUUCUGCGGGAGCCGAAUUUCGUGUACAAGAUUGCGGACGAGAUUGGGGUCAAGGUCAAGUGGGCGAACCAGUACCACCGCGCGCCGAGGAGGAAGCAUUGA
Messenger RNA from Colletotrichum chrysophilum, 1311 nucleotides. RefSeq lists its product as uncharacterized. Gene Ontology annotation, molecular function: FMN binding; NADPH dehydrogenase activity; NADP binding. The transcript has 2 exons. NCBI's taxonomy places the organism in Eukaryota, Fungi, Ascomycota, Sordariomycetes, Glomerellales, Glomerellaceae. Gene Ontology annotation, cellular component: intracellular anatomical structure. The coding region runs from base 1 to 1311 and encodes 436 amino acids. The record is from RefSeq and is a predicted model, not a curated record.